Molecule: messenger RNA, 1314 nt
Organism: Trichomonas vaginalis G3
Lineage: Eukaryota; Parabasalia; Trichomonadida; Trichomonadidae
Product: protein ubiquitination
Exons: 1
Coding region: 1-1314 (437 amino acids)
Molecular function (GO): protein binding
Source: RefSeq, a predicted model, not a curated record
AUGUCCGAGCAAGACAAUAAUUCAAAUGAAUACAACAAAUUGCGAAGUAUCUAUAAAUACUACAUUGAUUCAUAUAUUGCGUUGUACCAACUAAAAACCGACAAAGAAGAAGAAUUAAACUUAAUUUACAAAAUGAUCAAAACAGAAUUGAUUGAUUCAAAGAAACACAUCGCGAAAAAUAUUAUAAGAGACAGUUUCAAAAUCAUUCCAUAUAAUAAUCGCUAUAUAAAGUCAUAUUUAUAUCUUACUAAACUCAUAUUUGAUGAAAAUCAUGUCAACGAGGUCAACAGUAUCUAUAGUAUUUCUAACUUCCUAGUUUACAAAGAGUACGGAAUUAAAUUAGACAAAUCCGGUGAUUUCGAAGAAAUUAGUUCAGACAAACUCAAUAUACAUAUAGAAAAUACUAUUUACAGAGCAAUUAUGUAUAAUGACUUAGAAAGAUUCGUUUACUUAAUUGAAAGAGAUGGAUUUGAUGAAGAUCAAAAACUUGAAUGCGAUUUAUAUCCUUAUUCUGAUAAUGGGUAUUCAUUACUUGAAUUGUGUUGCUACCACGGUGCAGUUGAUUGUUUCAAGUUAUUAAGAACAAAAUUUGACUCAAAAAUAACUAAAACAUGUCUAGAAUUAUCAUUUUUAGGAAGAAACAAAGAGAUUAUGAGUGAGUGUUUAAAAUAUCAAGAACCGGAUGAAGAAUGCAUGUUUUAUGCAAUUAUUUCACACAGCCUUGAUUUUGUUACAUUUUUGAUCAAUGAGUACAACUUAGAGAUCAAUUUAAAUUAUUGCGGAGAAUAUAAGAACCUCGAAUCAUUUUUGGUUUAUUUUGAUCAAACUAAUGAUAGUUGUAAAUGCUUUAUUAAUUCCGCGAUAUUCAAUAUUCCAUCUCUUUGCGAAUAUUUCCUAUCAAAUGGUGCAAAUAUUGAAGAUAAAGAUGAAAAUGGAUAUACAGCUCUUCAAUAUGCAGCAGAUUAUAAUAGCAAAGAAAUAGUCGAAGUUCUCAUCUUACAUGGUGCAAAUGUCAACGAAAAAGAUGAAGAUGGAUACACAGCUCUUCAUUAUGCAGCAAUAAAUAAUAGUCUAGAAACGGCUGAAGUUCUAAUUUCACAUGGUGUAAAUAUCGAUGAAAAAAAUAAAUAUGAAAAGACUGCUCUUCAAUGUGCAGCGCGCAAAAAUUAUAAAGAAAUAGUUGAAAUUCUUAUUUCGCAUGGUGCAAACAUCGAUGAAAAAGAUAAUGAAGGAAAAACAGCUCUUCAUAUUGCAGAUAGUAUGAACUAUAAAGAAAUAGUAGAAAUUCUUAUUUCACAUGGUGCAAAAAAAUAA